Molecule: messenger RNA, 1442 nt
Organism: Gigantopelta aegis
Lineage: Eukaryota; Metazoa; Mollusca; Gastropoda; Neomphalida; Peltospiridae
Product: pseudouridine-5'-phosphatase-like
Exons: 6
Coding region: 223-897 (224 amino acids)
Molecular function (GO): phosphatase activity
Source: RefSeq, a predicted model, not a curated record
UUUGACAUGGACGGUCUUCUUCUUGGUAACCCAUCGUAGAUAGCUUUAGUCAUAUUAAUACCAUACAUUGCUAGGGAGUCGAACACAAUUCGUACAUCUGUGCUGGCGUACAGUCAUCAGGAUUCGGGAUACAGUUACACAGAGAGGCUGUAUGCCUUGACGUCUGAGAUUGUGGCGUCAGUCUACGGCAAGUCGUAUACCUGGGAGGUCCAGGCAAAGGAAAUGGGCUGUAUGCAGAUGGUUGGUGCACAAAUUGUCAUAGAUGCGGAGACUCUGUACACCGAGGCAACACAAGCCGUUGUGGGAGUGUACGGGAAAACAUUCACCUGGCAAAUUAAGUGUAGACAGAUGGGAAGAAACCAGAAGGACAGUGCCAAGAUUAUCAUAGAUGCGCUCGAUCUUCCACUGACUCCUGAGGAGUACAUUAACAAGUGUAUAGAGCAGUAUAAUAUACUGUUUCCGACCGUUGAUCUUCUGCCAGGAGCAGAGAAGCUAAUUCGUCAUCUUCAUAAACACCACAUUCCUAUGGCGAUCGCGACGGGCUCCACGAAGUACAACUACGACCUGAAAACGACCAAACACAAGGAACUGUUCAGUGUCUUUGAUCACGUCGUUCUCAGUAGCGACGACCCAGAGGUCAAACACGGGAAACCAGCACCCGACUGUUUCCUUGUCUGUGCCAGACGAUUCCGGGACAGUCCGGCCCCAGAAAAGGUGUUGGUAUUUGAAGAUGCCCCCAACGGAGUGGACGCUGGUCACGCAGCCGGGAUGCAAGUCGUGUGGAUACCGGACGAACGCGCAGAACUAGACGGCCACAAACACAAGACUGCGGUGAUCCUCAAAUCACUGGAGGAAUUUAAACCAGAAGAGUUUGGACUUCCUCCUUAUGACAGUUGAUAGUAGCGACCUUUAGACGCAAAAAUUAUAGGGGAAGAUAACAUUGUCUGAUCAGAGAAUUUGUUCUGUGAUGCACUCACAUUCCAAAUUCAGCAUUUAUUCAUCCCAUUUUCAUUACUGAUUUUGCAAUAUAUACAAAUUCAUUUUUUUAAUUUUAGUAUUUAGUCAACGAUUCAAACACUAAGGUCAGAAUUUACAAAGCCCGUUUAUAUCAUACAUGUGUGUAACUACAUAUUUAAAAUGUUUAAACACCUGCGUUAAGAAAAUCAAGCUUUGUAAAUUCAGCCCAUAGUGUUAGGUACCACAAUCAGUUUUAAUGUUGUACUCAAAACUACGCAUAGCAUUUUUAAAUUACCAUAAUGGGUUUGUAGUGGGAGGGAGAGGCAGUCGAUCAGACAAUAAAUACCAACUUGAGCUUGCAGUUAAAGGGACAUUCCCGAGUUUGCGGCAUUGUAAGAUGUUUCCGACUAAUAAAAUAUUUCUAUGAUUAAACUUACAUAUUAAAUAUAUUUUCUUGUUUAGAAUAUCGGUGUCUCUAUAUUCAA